CUAAAACCUACUCCUUAGAAUAGGUAGCCUAUAUACUAGGAACCUCUUAUUACCCAAGAGCUAUUAAUAGCUAAUAUAAGUAAUUCUCAGUCUCGCUGUUAGCCAGCAACUUGACCAGCACUUCGUCCUGAGGAGCGCGGAAUGACACAGCAAUGUCUUUGCUCUCCAGCCUGCAAGCUUCCUCCCCCUUGGACUAAAAAGCGGACGCUGCCCACUUCGAGCCGGGUAACAGAUGCAAACAUGGCCCUGAAAGACGUGAAGAACCCCAAAAAGCAACUAAGAAGGAGACUUCAUGGCCUGGAAAGCAAAGUUCACGCCUACCGCUCGCGGAGAGACUUUCCUCCGGCAGACUUAGAGACCUUGCUUCUGCGCCCAACUGCAAGAAAUGUCCUCCUGGAAGACCUGGAGACAGCCAGCGCCGGCACCAAGCUCGCGAGAGCCAGCUUUGCAACCCCACCUCGACUUAGGAACGAGAAGGUCAUGAUCAGGAGGAAGAGUCGGGCUAUAGCAGAAAUGGCCAAGUCGUUUCUGCCGGAGCCGCCACGCCUUAGAUCCGAAUUCUCAGACAAGGCGUAGUGAGAGAGAAUCUCCGUAUAGGCACAUCCUAGCUCGCGGUAUAGGCUUCGGCAUUUGCUGGCGAUCUCGUUGCGGUCGUGCACAACCUCCUGGCAAAGGACGCGAAGGCGUUGGUUCUCUCGGUCUACUUGCAUUCUAC
Molecule: messenger RNA, 715 nt
Organism: Pseudovirgaria hyperparasitica
Lineage: Eukaryota; Fungi; Ascomycota; Dothideomycetes; Acrospermales; Acrospermaceae
Exons: 4
Coding region: 241-576 (111 amino acids)
Source: RefSeq, a predicted model, not a curated record